CGACCUCCAAGUUCGCGUCUCUUCCGACUCUCGGCUGGUUGUUGCGGUUUCCAAGCUUCAACAGAUUGACACGGAGCUUUGGACAUCGAGACAGACAACAACGAAAAAGACGAUAUCGCCGUGCGGAAAAUGGCAGAGCUCGGAGCGGGAAGCCUGCUGUUGGGAGAUCCUGCCUUUAAUUACCAGGACCACGAACUGAACGAGCGGCUGAAGCGGCUCUACCCGGCCGUGAACGAGGAAGAGACCCCUUUACCCCGAUCCUGGAGCCCCAAGGAUAAAUACAGCUAUAUUGGGUUGUCACAGAACAAUCUGCGGGUCCAUUACAAAGGCCAUGGCAAGAACCACAAAGAUGCGGCGUCUGUGCGUGCCACACAUCCCAUCCCUGCAGCCUGUGGGAUCUACUACUUUGAGGUCAAAAUUGUCAGCAAAGGGCGAGACGGGUACAUGGGAAUCGGUCUCUCUGCCCAGGGAGUCAACAUGAACAGACUGCCUGGGUGGGACAAGCACUCGUAUGGUUACCAUGGAGAUGAUGGCCACUCCUUCUGCUCCUCGGGGACCGGCCAACCGUAUGGCCCCACCUUCACCACGGGCGACGUGAUUGGCUGCUGCGUUAACCUCAUCAACAACACUUGCUUUUACACCAAAAAUGGCAUCAGCCUAGGUGUAGCCUUCACAGACCUCCCUCCCAAUCUGUACCCUACAGUAGGGCUUCAGACCCCGGGGGAAAUUGUAGACGCUAACUUUGGCCAGCAGCCUUUCGUCUUUGACAUUGAGGACUACAUGAGUGAAUGGCGAGCCAAGAUCCAUGGCAUGAUCGCACGCUUUCCCAUUGGGGAGAGACUUGGGGAGUGGCAGGCAGUUCUGCAGAAUAUGGUGUCCAGCUACCUGGUGCAUCAUGGGUACUGUGCCACAGCAACAGCCUUUGCCAGAGCCACUGAGACCAUGAUACAAGAGGAUCAGACGUCUAUAAAGAACAGACAAAGAAUACAAAAGCUGGUGUUGGCAGGACGGGUGGGUGAGGCCAUAGAGGCCACUCAGCAGCUCUAUCCUGGCCUGCUAGAACACAACCCCAACCUCCUAUUCAUGUUGAAGUGUCGUCAGUUUGUGGAGAUGGUAAAUGGUACCGACAGCGAAGUUCGCUGUUUUAGCAUCCGCUCCCCCAAGUCCCAGGACAGUUACCCUGGCUCACCCAGUCUCAGCCCCCACCACGGAGCCGCCAACACACACUUGCAUGGCGGAGGAGCAGACAGCCCUACUUGCAGUAAUGGGGUGACUCCCUCCAGCAAGUCAAAGAGCAGCAGCAGCAAGUACCCAGGGGUCUCCUCCUCAGCCUCCUCCUCCUCCUCCUCCUCCCCCUCCUCCGUCAACUACUCUGAGUCCAACUCCUCCGACUCCACCAAGAGCCAACCGCACAGCGCCAACAGUACCCAAGAAACCAGCGACAGUGAGAUGGAGAUUGAGCCAGAACACUAUACCAACGGCGUGGUCGAGGGCUCCUCAGCGCGGAUAAUGAACGGCACAUACAAACAUCAAGAGAUCCUCCAGCCAGACGACAACAACCUGGACAACGGAGUCACAGAGGAGGGCUGCAGCAGUAGUAGACAGCUUUGCGGAGGGAACCAGGCAGCAACAGAGAGGAUGAUCCAGUUCGGGAGGGAGCUGCAGGCACUCAAUGAACAGCUGUGCCGCGAAUACGGCAAGAAUGCCAUGCACAAGAAGAUGUUACAGGAUGCUUUUAGCCUCCUAGCCUACUCAGACCCGUGGAACUGCCCCGUGGGCCAGCAGUUAGACCCCAUGCAGAGGGAAUCCCUUUGCUCUGCACUCAACAGCGCCAUCCUGGAGUCACAGAACCUGCCUAAGCAGCCUCCUCUGAUGUUAGCCCUGGGCCAGGCCACAGAGUGUGUUCAGCUUAUGGCCCGCGUCCGCUCCGGGUCCUGCUCCUUUGCCAGAAUAGACAACUUUUUGCACUAGCCAAAGUCCGGGUUGAUAUUAAGCUGUGCUGAGGGAGGGCCUGUCCGUCAGGUAUUUGUCCCGGCAGCGAAGGAGAGAGCAUGCGUGUGAUUGGUGUGUUUGGCUGUCCAUCAGACUGAGCCAGCAGGACAGACAGAGGAGCAGAGAAGAAAGUUUCUUUUUAAUUUAGUAUUAUCAAAUACAGAAAUGUGUGAUACUAUUUAAAGAUGAUUAAUUAUUAUUCCGUUUAUCUAGCCAUUUUUAGUUCUUUUUUUUUGUCAGUUUGUUGUGCUCAUCUUGGACAAAAUCUAGCCCCCCCUUUUUUUCCCCCUCCUCAUUUUUAAUGGGUGGAUUUUGUUUCCCUACAACUCAGUAUUUUACACACUUGCAUUUUUCACCAUAUCACAGACCAAAAUAAUCAGUGUGGUUACCACAGUUACUCUGGCUCGUCCCACUCAGAGCGUCAUCUUGGACGAUAGUUUCAUUUCAGUUAUUGGCUCACCGAGCAGACAUGGUAGACCCAGAGUCUUAACCUGAAGGAUGCAUUUGGCGUGCAUUUGGAUGUGCACUAUUUCCAUUGCUGGGAUGUCAAGCAAGCAGUGACUAAAACUGUGCACAAAUGGAGGCUUCCAACUAUGUUUGAACAGUUCAGGCAUCAGAAGCUACACCAGCGUUGCUGCAAAAACACCUGCAAUGGUGGAAGAUUUCUAUGAAGGCCUGUUAAAACUCCCAGCUCAGAUCAAGACCGUGCCCCAAAUGCGUCUGACCCUCCUUAAACCUCUCGCGGUGGAUGUAGCUGAAGUUUUAGUGUUUUUUUUUUCUUCUAAGAUUAUUUUUACCUUUAUUAGCCAUUGGCAGUGGACAGGUAGACAGUAAAUGAGGGAGAGAGAGAGAGAGAGAGGGGUAUGACAUGCAACAAAUGUUGCUGGCUGGGAAUUGAACUGGCGAAGUUGCGACCGCGUGGUCAUGCGGUAUCCGCUGUAACCGUUCGGCUAUGGCGGCACCCCGGUUUUAGUGCUUUUUGAAUAGAUGAAGGACGGCGAGGGGAAAAGGGAAUACCUCAGCGUGAUCGUGAAUGAGUGGUUAGCGAGACAUCCCGGUCACAUCCCUCGUUUUAUCGAGCGGCCCCACCGCUAAACGUCUCGAAGCAUGGGAACAAAAUCAAACGCGUGCCGUUUUGUUUCUAAGCCUGCCCGAUGCUCUGCAGUUUAGUUAGGGUUAGACGCACUAGAGAUGUUGUGUUAAAAGCGGAUGUAAUAGUCGAGUAAACUUGGUUUUGGUCACACCUGGGGGGGGGGUUGUUUUUUUCCCCCUUCAGAAAUUGAAAAUCCCUGAAUUGAAACCAGCUUUCUUGAAUAACGCACACGCUCCUUCGGCGGUUAUGAAUGAUCAUCAGCACCUGGAAGUACAAGGCCAAUUUAGACACAAAUUAGGGGGUAUUUGGUGACUAAAGGGGUAGUAAUCAGUUGCCGCCUCUCAUUUUUCUCCCUGCUGGUGUCUCCGUCUUUUCCCGUCAUCAGACCCGUCGCUCAGUUUGGGAACCCAGAGAGCAGGAGAGGGAAAACGACCCAUUUUAAUCGUUAGCAUCCAUCAGCCGUAAAACGUCUCUCUCUCUCUCUCUCUCUCUCUCUCUCUCUCUCUCUCUCUCUCUCUCUCUCUCUCUC
Lampris incognitus (smalleye Pacific opah) is the source of this 3614-nucleotide messenger RNA. RefSeq names its product RAN binding protein 10 (gene ranbp10). NCBI's taxonomy places the organism in Eukaryota, Metazoa, Chordata, Actinopteri, Lampriformes, Lampridae. The transcript is spliced from 16 exons. Gene Ontology annotation, biological process: cell surface receptor signaling pathway; cytoskeleton organization. Gene Ontology annotation, cellular component: cytoplasm. The record is from RefSeq and is a predicted model, not a curated record. Gene Ontology annotation, molecular function: protein binding. Bases 130 to 1971 code for a protein of 613 amino acids.